Molecule: messenger RNA, 1471 nt
Organism: Rosa rugosa (rugosa rose)
Lineage: Eukaryota; Viridiplantae; Streptophyta; Magnoliopsida; Rosales; Rosaceae
Exons: 2
Coding region: 265-1275 (336 amino acids)
Source: RefSeq, a predicted model, not a curated record
UCUUGUGAAGGCUGGCUAGCUCUCGUUUGUCAUGUGAAUGCUAUUAAUAUUAAAGGUUAGCUAACUAGCCUGAGCUACUUCUAUGCAACUAAUAUCUCUACACCGCUCCCAUUCAGCUAGUUUGUAUGUCCUAGCUACCUAAAAAACAGCUGCUAGUUUAAUUUGUAUGUGCUAGCUAGAACCUCUUCGAUCUGUCUUCAGUUCAUCCGCAUCCAUCUCCUAACUAGAUGCUCUGGCGGUGGUGCGUGCUCCCUCUAGCAAUCAAUGAGAGACGUGUCCUUAUUUCUCCUGAAGAACUCUCUGGGAUCGAAGAUGAAGAAAGGCUUGAGAAACUUCUGCAACGACGAUGGCUCAACCUCUACCCUCAACCAACACGGCAAUAGCCGCCCCAGCCCCCUUGGUCUUGCUCUUAGUCAACAUGAUCAUGAUCAUACCUCCCCAGAAAUGGAAAGGCAGCCAACGUUGGAGGAGAUGAUAUUGAAGUUGGAUUUGGAAGAGGAGAUUGCAAGAAAAUCAAAGGAGCUGCAGCUCAUGAAAGAGGGCCACGAAGACGAUGACUACAAUAUUGAUAUGAAUGGACUAAUAAUGCGAGGACCGGGUAGGAUGUCUUGCGUAAAUAAUUCAGAUAUUUUGCGGUCUGCAAGGAAUGCAUUGAAUCAGUACCCUCGUUUCUCUCUUGAUGGCAGGGAUGCCAUGUACCGCUCUUCCUUCAGAAACAACUUACAUUUGCAGCAGGAUCAUAUUGGUAUUGUAGGACAGGAAAAGCUGAGGCCAACUCAUCGUGAUCACAGAAGAAGCUCAGAUGUAUGCUCAUCAAUGGGUCGUGAUGCAAGUAGCAGUACCACGAGGUCUUUGUAUCGUCGUCGUUUGCCAGCAACUUUAGCAGGGGAGAGUGUCGUAUGGUGCAAACCAGGUGUAGUAGCCAAACUGAUGGGGCUAGACGCCAUGCCAGUACCAGUAAGUGUUGGUGGUAAAUUCAAAGGUAGUAGUAAUGAAAAGUUGUGUUACAUCUUGAAGCAGAGUCAACGGAACAUGAUCACUAUGAGGAGCAGAGGUGAGCAGAGACAUGAAAUGGAGAGAAGAUCAAUGAUGCAUGCUAUGGAUCGUAGUAUUCCUGCAGCACGUAAUUGUAGCAGAUAUAAUAAUUGUAAGAAAGGCAAGGCUGCUGCUGCUGCUACUGCUGGUUCCUGCAGUACCACAUCCAAAACUACUCCAGCUGGCAAUUACUGUGUUGUUAAGCCAUUAGUCACCAUACAGCAUUCAGAUCAUAACUAGUAGAUCGAGGGAGGGUCCUUAAAGCCUGUUUUAUGACUGACAAUGUAUACGCGGUCAGAAUUACAAUCACCAUCACUAAUACUCUUCUGAUUUGAAACGAGUGAAAUCCUUUGGUAAUAGUAAUUGUGGAUGACUCUUGCAGUUUCACCUUCAAAAUGCUAAUUAUCGAUCAGUAAGGAGAUUUUUCCUUAUAUGC